Molecule: messenger RNA, 7768 nt
Organism: Xiphias gladius (swordfish)
Lineage: Eukaryota; Metazoa; Chordata; Actinopteri; Istiophoriformes; Xiphiidae
Gene: cenpe
Product: centromere protein E
Exons: 54
Coding region: 297-7709 (2470 amino acids)
Biological process (GO): microtubule-based movement; mitotic cell cycle
Cellular component (GO): microtubule
Molecular function (GO): plus-end-directed microtubule motor activity; microtubule binding; ATP binding
Source: RefSeq, a predicted model, not a curated record
UUUCGGAGCCAUGUUCCCGUACGGAUGACAUUACGCAUUCCGUUAAAAUCGAUGUUAAAAAGAAAAAUCGGAAACAAAACGUAACCCAACCGUUAUUUCACUGCCGCCCCAUAUGGAACUGUCCACCGAAGACGUUGACCAAUCAAAACAAAGCGGCAAGAUUUCAAACAGCAAAGGGAGACGUUUCCGGUGCGCUUCCCUCAGUUUUUUAGGCCUGUAUAGUUUAUUGUCAGCGAGGAAAGAUGUAUUUGUUCGCCUUGUAACUUUUCUUUGGCGAGUGACAAUCAAAAAGAAAAAUGACAGAAGAGUCGGCUGUUAAAGUUUGUGUCCGAGUCCGCCCACUGAUUGCGAGGGAAGAAAGUGCUGCAUCGGAGAAUCCAGAGCCUGUCCAGCUGUUUUGGAAAGCUGAUAAGAAAUCAAUUCAUCAGAUCGAUGAUGGGAAUUCCACCAAGAGCUUUAGUUUUGACCGAGUGUUCACUGCCGAGGAAACAACCAAUCAGCUGUACCAGGAUAUUGCAAAGCCUCUGGUUGUUUCCACGGUUGAGGGAUACAAUGGAACCAUAUUUGCUUAUGGGCAGACUUCUUCUGGAAAGACCUUCACCAUGAUGGGGAGUGACCAUAUUCCCGGAGUGAUACCUGUGGCUGUGGAAGAUGUCUUUCAAACCAUUAAAAAUUGUCCAAAGAAGGAGUUCCUUCUCAGGGUGUCUUACAUGGAAAUCUACAACGAGACUGUGACUGAUCUGCUUGUUGACAGCUGGAAGCGAAAACCACUGGAAGUCCGAGAGACAAUCAGUAAAAACAUCUAUGUGGCUGAUCUGACUGAGGAGCUGGUUACAUCUCCUACACAAGCCCUAGCCUGGAUUCGAAAAGGAGAAAAGAACCGCCACUAUGGAAAAACAAAAAUGAACCAGCGGAGCAGCCGCUCACAUGCCAUUUUCCGAAUGAUCCUGGAGAGCCGAGAAAGGAGCGACCCAGCAUCAGGUGAAAAUGCGGACGGAGCCAUCAUUGUGUCUCAUUUGAAUUUGGUUGAUCUAGCUGGAUCUGAGAGAGCAAGUCAAACAGGAGCUGAAGGCACGCGUUUCAAAGAAGGUUGCAAUAUCAAUCGCAGCCUGUUCACACUCGGCCAAGUGAUCAAGAAACUGACUGAUGAAAGCCAGAAGGGUUUCACCAACUACAGAGACAGUAAGCUAACCCGCAUCCUGCAGAACUCAUUGGGUGGGAACGCUAAAACAGUCAUCAUCUGUACCAUCACUCCUGUCACUCUAGAUGAGACCCUCAGCACUCUGCAGUUUGCCAGCACUGCAAAGAAAAUGAAGAACGACCCCCAUGUGACAGAGGUGUCUGAUGACGGGGCUCUGCUCAAAAGGUAUCGCAAUGAAAUUGUAGACCUCAAGCGACGACUUCAUGAGGUUUCGUCAGUCACGCAGACCACAGCUACAGAGAAGGAAGUUCUCGCUCAGCUGCUCCAAGAAAAGGAUCAGCUCCAGAGAGAACAAGAGGACAGGAUCAAAAACUUGACCAAACUUCUCGUUACCAGCUCAAACUUGAUUCCUGCUAAAAAGAUGCCUAAGCGCAGAGUUACGUGGGGAGGGAAGAUGCUCAGACUUGCCCGUCCAUCUGCAUGCGAUGGUGGUUCAUCCGACCUCAGCUUUGCAGAUCCUUUCACUCGGAAGAGGAAAGCAGACCGCUCCUGCCUGAUGGAGUUGGGGGAAGAUGAUGAAGACUUCGACUCUCACUGGGAGAUUUCUGAUGAGCCGCCGGAUGAAAUGGAAAUGAGUCAGAGCUGUGUGACUGUUCGAAGCUUUGGAGACAGUCCCAAAGACUUUGUCUCUCCAGACCGGAUGCGUGAGCUUUCAGGGAAAGUGUCUAACCUGGAGCUGCAGCUGGAAUUGGAGAGUCAACAGAAAGAGGAGGCCAUGACAAAAGUAGAAACCUUAGAUGACAGAGUGGCAGAGCUGCAGCUGCAGCUGCAAACAGAGGCCCAGCAGAAACAGGGAGCCUUGGAGAAAAUACAGACAAUAGAACAGAGGGCAGCAGAGCUGGAGCAGCAGCAACGAGCAGAAGCUCAGCAGAAGCUGCAGGCCAUGGAUAAGGCGGAGAUGUUGGAGUUGAAAGUGGCAGACCUGGAGAGACAGCUGGAAGAGCAGCGCUGUGGUCAGACUGAACCUGAUGAACAGAUGAGGCGAGAGUUUGCAGAAACCAUCCAGCUGUGUGAAACUCUGGCUUCAGAGAAGGACAUGGUGGUUGCUGAGCGAGACUAUCUGAAGCAGGAGCUUGGGAUGUUCAUAGAGCAGACUGAAAGUCUGGAGAAAGAGAAAGCUGCUCUGUCACAGGAGCUGGAGGAGAAGAGAGAGAUGAAUGAGUUCAAAUCUCUGGAGGAGGAGUGCCGGAAGGAGCAUGAGAACGAGUUGCAAAAUGAAAUAUCCAGCUUGAAGAAGGCCAUUGAAUCCUCUGAACUCCAAUGCCAGGAGCUUCAGAACAAACUAGAAACUCUGUCUGAGGAGCUAAAGAAGAAAACUGAAUUUGCAGAGGAACUUCAAAGUAUGAGUGGUAAGGACCUUGUGCAGGAGGUUGCCAAGCUUCGUCGCUCCCUGGACGACGCAGAGGGAGUCAGCAGAGACACAAAGAAGGAAUGGGCUGUGCUGCGCAGUGAAAACCUCGCUCUGACGGAGAUGAAUGUGAUCCUGACUGCCAACCACGAGAAGAUGGAGGCUGAGGUGAACAGCCUGCGUUUUCAACUUGAGACAGAGAAGUCACACUACAGAAAGAUGCAGAGCGAUCUCCAAAAAGAGCUGAAUGUUGUGUUUGAUGAGAACACCAAGCUCACCAUUCUGCUAGACGGCAAAGUCCCAAAAAAUCUGCUAGACAGUGUGGAACUUGAGAGAACAGUGGCCAGUCUGAAUAAGGAGCUGACAGCAUCUCGCAAAGCAGAGGGCAUUCUCAGAGCUCAGCUGGAGGAGCUGGCUUCAUUUCAGACUCUUCCAGAGAAGGUGGACAACUUGAUGAAGCAGCUGGACCAGCUGAAUGAAGAGUUUCAGCGUGUGCGAGUAGAGAAAGAAGCUCUGCUGUCUGAAAAGAAUGCUGGUGCAGAGCAGAUGGAGAAGCUGCUCUCUACAGUUACGUCCCUGACCGCAGAGAGAGAUCAGCUCCGGAUGAAUUUGCAGCAAAAUGUGGAUUUAGUAGAGAGUUUGUCACAGGAGCUUCAGUGUGUGCGAUGUGAGAAAGAGACUCUCCCGAUACCUGAUGCUCAAGGCUCUGCCGAGGAGAUUACAAAGCUGCUCUCUACUGUGGCUUCUGUCACUGCUGAGAGAGAUCAGCUCAAGAUGGAUCUGCAGGAAAAUGUGGAGAUGAUGAUUGAAAAUCAGGAGGAGUUGAGGAAAACUCUGGAGAAGAACCGUAGUCAGAAAUUGCGAAUUAGACAGUUGGAGGCUGAACAAACACCCAAACCACAUGGUAGCCUCAUUGAGAUGAAUGAACAGCUGAAGACUCUACAAACACAUAUUCAGAGUUUGACUGAGGAGAGAGAGAGUCUGCUGUUUGAGAAGACUGUCAACACUCAGACCUCCACAGAGGAGAAGGAGAAACUGCUGUGCAGAGUCUCAUCUCUCAGUGAGGAGAGAGAUCAGCUGCAGGAGACACUGCAAGUAGUGAGGCAGGAGAAAAAUCAGCUCAAAGCAGAGCUGGAGCACAAGACGGAGAUGAUUCAGAGUUUGACUGUGGAGAGAGAGAGUCUGCUGUUUGAGAAGACUGUCAAAACUCAGACCUCCACAGAGGAGAUGGAGAGGCUGAGUCAGGAGAAGCAGCAGGGUAGGGUAGACCUGGAGGAUAGGAUGGAUACACUCCAGAGUGAGAUUGUGCAACUACAGACUACUCUACAUAUCACCAGUGAACAGAAAAAUAAAUUGGAAAGUGAUCUGCAGCAUAAGAAAGAGAUGGUUGCAGAAACUCAAAGCCUUUUACAAACACUUCACGAGCAGCUGCAGGAGCAGAAUCAAAGAAAUAUUGACCUGGAAAGACUGGACCAAGAGAGGCAGGCUCAGCAAGAAAAAGAGUUUGCAGAGGGUCAGUGUCUUCUACAUUCUCUUCAGGAGAAGUUGCAAGAGCAGGAGCAGAAGAUGUUAGAUUUGGGGAAAUUGUGUGAGCAGAAAGAAUCUGAUAUACAGCAGCAGAGAGAGGCUUUCUUCGAGGAGUUAAAGGGUGCACGAGCAGAGAGAGAUGCCCUGUUGUUUGAGAAGGAGAGCAGCUGUCAGGCCUCCACAGAGGAGAUGGAGAAACUGCUGUGCAGAGUCUCAUCUCUCAGUGAGGAGAGAGAUCAGCUGCAGGAGACACUGCAAGUAGUGAGGCAGGAGAAAAAUCAGCUCAAAGCAGAGCUGGAGGACAAGACGGAGAUGAUGCAGUAUGAGUUACAACAGCAGCUCAGCUCUGAGGCACAGUCACUGAAAGAAGAGCAGGAGGAUCAACGACUUCUACAGAUUCAACAGCUGGAGAAUCAUCUGGAGAAUACCAAGGAGGAAUUGAGCCAGUUGAAAUCUGACCUUAAAGAGAAUAUAGACCUGAUGAUUGAGAAUCAGGAGGAGCUGAGGGUGUCUCAUGAGAAAAUUAGAGUUCUCCAGGAUGAGAUUAACGUGCUGAGGAAUCAGAAGGCAGAGCUGGAGAGCAGACCAAACAGUGGGGAUGAUGCAGAGAGUAUCAUCCACCUACAAGAGCUUCGAAAUCAGAUUCAGAGUUUGACCGAGGAGCUUGACAGUGUGCGAGCAGAGAGAGACAGUCUGCUGUCUGAGAGUACAGCCGACACUCAGACCUCCACAGAGGAGAUGGAGAAACUGCUGUGCAGAGUCUCCUUUCUCAGUGAGGAGAGAGAUCAGCUGCAGGAGACACUGCAGGGACUGAGACAGGAGAAAAACCACCUCAAAGCAGAGCUGGAGGAUAAGAUAGAGAUACUGCAGACUGAGGUUUCCACAACACAAGAGCUUCUAAAGUCAGUCCAAGAGGAGCUGCGUGAACAGAAGCAGAUGAACUCUGAUCUGCAGAAACUGAGUCAGGAGAAGGAGAGUUCUUUAAUUCAACAGAUAAGGACUCUAACAGCAAAACUGGAGAAUACUAAAGCCGAGAGAGACAGUCUAUGCUCUGAGAAGGAAGCCAGCUGUCAGACCUCCACAGAGGAGAUGGAGAAACUGCUGUGCAGUGUCUCGUCUCUCAGUGAGGAGAGAGAUCAGCUGCAGGAGACACUGCAGGGACUGAGACAGGAGAAAAACCACCUCAAAGCAGAGCUGGAGGAUAAGAUAGAGAUACUGCAGACUGAGGUUUCCACAACACAAGAGCUUCUAAAGUCAGUCCAAGAGGAGCUGCGUGAACAGAAGCAGAUGAACUCUGAUCUGCAGAAACUGAGUCAGGAGAAGGAGAGUUCUUUAAUUCAACAGAUAAGGACUCUAACAGCAAAACUGGAGAAUACUAAAGCCGAGAGAGACAGUCUAUGCUCUGAGAAGGAAGCCAGCUGUCAAACCUCUACAGAGCAGAUGGAAAGGCUGCUGUGCAGUGUGACGUCUCUCAGUGAGGAGAGAAAUCAGCUGCAGGAGACACUGCAGGCACUGAGACAGGAGAAAAACCAGCUCAGAACAGAGCUGGAGAACAGGAUGGAGACGUUCUCAGUCAUCCAGGAGAAACUGAGCGAGCAGGAGCAGUUGAAUGUGCAGCAGCAGUCGGAGAGAGGAAAGCAAGAGGCCAAGCUGCAACAAGAAGUGCAGCAGCUCGAGGAGCAGCUCCAAAUGUACAGGGAGAGACAAACUGGUGCUAAAGCUGAAGCAGACGCCUUACAGCAGCUGCUCAGUGAAGCCAACACAACCAUCUCUGCUCUCAGAGAGCAGCUGAGUAGUUUGGAUCAGCACGCCACUGGAGUCAAAGAGACAGUGUCAUCAAGGCUGCUUGACUCCACUGUGCAACUUCAGGAGUCCUUCAGAGGAUUGCAGCAAUUUGUAGACAAUUGUUCCACAUAUAGCUCCACACCCAUGGACAAGGCCCUGAGAGUACAGAGUUCCCUGAAGGAUCAUUAUCUGAUCUCUCUUCCAAAACCCACCAUGGAUGCCUACACCACUCUCUGUCAGCUGGGACUACAGACUGCUCAGAGUCUGGGAAACAUUAUAGCGCGGCUACGCGGGAAAGCCCAGGCCUACAGGAAUCUGUUUGAGGAGUUGGUGAAGAAAGAUUUGGCUGUUUAUGAGGAGAGGCGGCUGCAGGAUGUGCUGCUGUGUAGAGUGCAGGCACCCAGCUACUCUGUCAAAGAGGAGGAAUUGCACACCUUGUGGGAACACAGGCUGACUGAGCUGCUGGACAAGAGGCAGCUCUACCAGCAGAAAAUGGCCAGCAUUUUAGAGAAGCUCUGGGCCAACAUGGAUUCUUACCCAAAUCAGCUGUCAGCUGAGAUCAGAGAGAGGGAGAUGUUCAACGAGCAGCUGCAGGCUGUGUUCACCACCCAGCCAAUCAACUUCAGCCGACUCGACAGCAUCCUCAGCUGUGAGCUGGACCGCAGAUCUGCUGUGGCACACGCCAAGAAGAUGGCUCUGCAGGGCAUCACUGAUGAACAGAGUGGUCUGUUUGAGGAGCUGAAGCUGCUGGAGGCUCAGGCUGAUUCUCAGCUCAGAGAGGAGAAAAGCAAAAGAUCCACUCUGCUGCAGGCGCUGGAGGGAGCUCCUCUGAAAACAGAGCUCUCCCUGCUGAAGGACAACCAGCAACUUGUUCUUCAGCUCCAGCAAACUGAAGAAAAAGUCAGAGUUCUGCGUGUACAGAAUGAGCAGCUGGAGGAGGCUCAGGUCAAAGCCAACAACAGGGUGUCCAACCAUAAACAAGCCACCCAGCUGCUGCAGACAGAGCUGCAGGACAGCCGCGCUCAAAUUGAGGAGAAAGAGAAUGCAAUCCAAACCCUCAGGAGCAAACUGCGAGAGUCUGAGAAAAAUGCAUCACCCAGUGCUGUUGAGCUGGAAAAAGUCCGCACAAAACUCUUCAAAAUGGAGGUGGAGAUGAGUUCAGCAUCUGAUAAACACCAACUAGAGAUUCAGAGGUUGACCACAGUGUUGAAUGAAAAGGAGGAUUCAUUGAGGAAGCUGAGGGAGGCCUUGAGGAGAUCACAACAGCGAGGAGAGGAGUCAUUCCUGCAGGGUGAGGACCUCCAUGCUAAACUGACCAACCCCAGAGGUUUGGUGAUCAAGAGCAGCAUUCUGCUGGAGAAGACCAGACUGGAGGAGGAAGUCAAACGGCUUCAACUGAAAAUAACUGAGCUGGAAAGCUUGACGUCCACUCAGCAGGGAGAGAUCAGCAAAUGGAAGAGCAGAACCGCCAAGCUGAAGAUGAAGAACAAAGCUGACGUGAACAAGCCUUCAUCGCCCUGCACUCCCACCAAGAGCGGCCUUCCAAUGACCUCCGAGUCUCCCAGGAAGCUGCCGGCCUCUCCAAAGGUCUCUCUGCUCAACUCUCCCAAAAGCAGAUUCUUCGAUGUGGGUGGGAGCUCGGAGCUGCUCUCCAGAACCUGUCCCAAGCAGUUCUUCGAUAACUCCAGCCUCGGCACCAUUCCAGAGGUUUCCCAUGUUCCUGAUACAGCAGAUGCAGAGAAGGUUGCAGAUGCAGAUGCAGGUGCAGUUGCAGCCGCGGGUGCGGCCAGAAAGGACGAGUGGUGGCCUCAGUCUCCAAAGCAAGACGAUAUGUGUAGUACCCAGUAAAAUGUACCACAUGUGCAAUAUUUUUAAAUGUUUCUUGCUUUUAUUGUUUUCUAGUGUUU